GCGCGCGGUGGCAGCACCUCCCCGCGCGCUGCUUAAAAAGAAGAAAAGAGGGAGCGAAACAUGAGAGCCCCAGUAAGCUCGAGCUCCCGGCGGCUGCAGAGGAGGCAUCACCCCGGCCAGCCUGGCCUUCCUCAACGGCGGCUUGCUUUAUAUGGAAUAAGGAGAAGGCACUUGCCCUUGCCGCCGCCUCCUAGCGAAGAACCCCUUUGGCUCUCCGCCGCGGCUAACUCUCUGGCCGCCCUCGCGCCCCGCCGCGCAGCACUUUUUGCCCGCGUGCCGUUUGCUGGCGCGUCCCUCCGGUCUGGUCUCCCCCUUUUUCCCGGGUCUCAGACUGACUCUUGGAUUGUCACUCCGGCGACGGAGCUCGCCCGGGCAUGGUGGCGCUGAAGAUGCUCCCGCUGCGCCUGCUCUUGGUGGCCGUGGUCCUCUGCUUUUUCGAGGGGGAUGCCAAGUUCCGGGAGAACGGCACCAAGAGGCGGCGGUGUUUGAACGGCAGCCCCCCCAGGCGCCUCAAAAAGCGGGACAGGAGGCUCAUGCUGCUGGAGCCCCCCGACGGCGCCGAGCUGCCCUGCCGGGGCUUCUACCCUCGCCUGUCCUGCUGCCCCCGGGCUGAGAGCCAAGGCGUGCUGCAGCUGUCCGAGAACAAGAUCUUUUCUGUUACCAACAACACAGGAUGUGUGAAGCUGCUGCAGGAAAUCAAAUGUGCGCACUGUUCACCAAACGCUCAGAAUCUGUUCCACUCAACUGAGAAAGAAUCAUUGGAAAGAGAACUAGAUCUUCCUUUCCUGUGCAAGGAUUAUUGUAAAGAAUUCUAUUACACUUGCAGAGGUCACAUACCAGGUUUCCUCCAAGCAACAGUUGAUGAAUUUUGCUUCUACUAUACAAGAAAAGAUGGUGGGUCAUGCUUUCCAGAUUUUCCAAGAAAACAAGUUCGAGGACCAGCUUCUAACUAUUUGGAUCUGAUGGAAGAAUAUGGCAAAGUGGAAGAGAUCAGCAGGAAACACAAACACAGUUGUUUUUGUAUUCACGAAGUUGUAAGUGGUUUGAGGCAACCUGUUGGCGCAGUACACUGUGGAGAUGGAUCACAGCGCCUGUUCAUCCUGGAGAAGGAGGGAUACCUAAAGAUUUUCACACCUGAAGGAGAUAUAGUCAAGGAACCAUUUUUGGAUAUACACAAACUUGUUCAAAGUGGAAUCAAGGGUGGAGAUGAAAGGGGGCUGUUAAGCCUAGCAUUCCAUCCCAAUUACAAAAAAAAUGGAAAGCUGUAUGUGUCUUAUACCACCAACCAAGAGCGAUGGGCUAUUGGGCCUCAUGACCAUAUUCUUAGAGUUGUAGAAUACACAGUGUCCAGAAAAAAUCCACACCAGGUUGAUAUGAGAACAGCAAGAGUUUUUCUAGAAGUAGCAGAGUUACAUAGAAAACACCUUGGAGGACAACUGUUGUUUGGCCCUGAUGGAUUUUUAUACAUAUUCCUUGGUGAUGGAAUGAUCACUAUUGAUGAUAUGGAGGAGAUGGAUGGUUUAAGUGAUUUUACAGGUUCUGUGUUACGUCUAAAUGUAGACACUGAUUUCUGCCAUGUGCCUUACUCCGUACCGCAAAGCAAUCCACACUUUAACAGCACCAAUCAGCCUCCUGAAAUUUUCGCUCAUGGACUCCACAAUCCAGGCAGGUGUGCUGUUGAUCGUCACCCAAAUGAUGUAAAUGUUAAUUUAACAAUACUUUGUUCAGACUCCAAUGGAAAGAAUCGUUCCUCAGCUAGGAUCUUACAGAUAAUAAAAGGAAAAGAUUAUGAAAGUGAGCCUUCACUAUUAGAAUUCAAGCCAUUCAGCAGUGGACCCUUGGUUGGGGGAUUCAUCUACAGGGGCUGCCAAUCUGAAAGACUUUAUGGAAGUUAUGUUUUUGCAGACCGCAAUGGAAACUUUUUAACACUUCAACAGAGUCCCAUUACCAAACAGUGGCAAGAGAAACCAUUAUGUCUUAGCAACAGUGGUUCAUGUAGAGGUUUCUUUUCAGGACACAUCUUGGGAUUUGGCGAAGACGAAUUAGGUGAAGUUUACGUCUUAGCGAGCAGUAAAAGCAUGACACAGUCUCACAAUGGAAAACUUUAUAAAAUAAUUGACCCCAAAAGGCCUUUAGUCCCAGAAGAAUGCAAAAUACCAGCUCUUCCUGCCCAGAUAUUGACAUCUGAAUGCUCAAGGCAUUGUCGAAAUGGGUACUGUACUCCCACCAGAAAAUGUUGCUGUAAUCAAGGCUGGGAAGGUGAAUUCUGCAGAACUGCAAAAUGUGACCCAGCUUGUCGACAUGGAGGUGUCUGCAUACGACCAAACAAAUGCAUGUGUAAAAAAGGAUAUCUUGGCCUUCAGUGUGAACAAGUGGAUAGAAACAUCCGAAGAGUGGCCAGGGCAGGUAUUCUUGAUCAGAUCAUAGACAUGACAUCUUAUUUGCUGGAUCUAACCAGCUACAUUGUAUAGUUUCCGGGACAAUUUGGAUACCACAUUUUCAAUGGGCAUUUAUUUUUGAAUCUUCUCUUUUCUUAAAAAAAACACACACACAAAAACAAAAAAACCAAAAGACUGUUAACCUGCUUUUUUAACUCCAGUGAUUCCAUUGGAUUUGUAGAUCUGCCUUAACAUUUUCAGACAAAAAGAAAUAUAUGAUUCACGUACAAAUAUCUGGUUGCAUAACUAGUGGAAUAUUAAAAUUAUAUUUCCUCAUGUGAAGUAGUUUACACAGGAGUUCCACUGUUAACCGUCACGAACAUUAUGUCACCAUGAAUUAUUUAAUGUUCCACCAAUUUUUGAUCUGUAAGUAUUUGAUUAUAACAAUCAGAGAGGAGUUUUGAAAAGGCUGAAUGUAAUUACAAAUCAAUUUGAACCAUUGGUUAAUGCACAAAAAAUGGCAGGUGGAUUUAGAUGCCCAGUUGUCAACCAGUACAUGCUUUGACAAAUUUAUUGCCAGGUGUUUUUUUUUUCUUCUAUUGUCUAAGCAGGAUUCAAAGUCGAAUGUGGUAAUAGCUUUCACCUAGUGGAAGUUUUGGAUUACCAAGUUAUCAUAUGAAGAUUGCUGUCAUCACAUGAAGAACAAUAGCCAUAUGAAUCCACCUGAUCCAUAGAAAGCAAUAUUUCAGAACUCCUUAAUGCAUUCUUAUAUAAACAAUUCAUUGUAAGAUUGUAAUCUACACGUUUAUCAAUGUAACAUAAUGUACCUAACCUGGCAUAGUUGCAAAAAUAAGGCUCUUUCAAUUUAAUUUCCACACUAUUUCAUGUUCUUAAUUAAAUUAUAUCUUCAUAUUUUGAAAACCAGUCUGUUCUUAAAGGUCUGCUUUUUAUUGAAUAUCUUAUUUAACAAUGGGCACUGGGUUUGUGUUCCAUAUUUAUAUUAUUUUAUUUUAUUUUUUUAUAAUAUAGACAUCACCUAGAUGAACAGCUUUGCCAUGUCCUGUAAAAUACUAAAGUUACGUUUUUCUCCAUCUUAAUUGGAAUGACAGGGGAUAAAAGAGCAAACAUCCUUUUUAAUGUGUUGUGGACCUAAUGUAGAAAUGUAUCCUUGUGACAACUUUUAUUCAUAAUCAAUGGCGAAUCACCACCAAUCUACCAGUUGCUGUAAUAACUUUCAACCAUAUUACAACUGGCCUGUUUAUAUGUUAUUGGAAUCUAUUGCAGAAUUCACACUGAAUAAAACGUCACUGGAUGGGAGCUCACUUCAACAUGUCUUGUCUGUUUAAGAGGAUUCUUGUACAAAUCAAUAAAACUAUGAUUACUUGCCAAAUAUAGUUAAAAUGUAAAUGGGGGGGGAGUUGACAGAAUAUUGUUUUCUUGUUUUUGUAAAUGUAUCAAUAAAUUUGGUGUACAUGCUAUAUUCAGAAUUGUAAAAGUAUUCCUAUAUGAACUAUAGGAUCAUCUUGAGAAUUUAAAAACUUUUUCAUGCAAUA
This is a messenger RNA of Sphaerodactylus townsendi, 3931 nucleotides long. RefSeq names its product hedgehog interacting protein (gene HHIP). The coding region runs from base 375 to 2471 and encodes 698 amino acids. The record is from RefSeq and is a predicted model, not a curated record. NCBI's taxonomy places the organism in Eukaryota, Metazoa, Chordata, Lepidosauria, Squamata, Sphaerodactylidae. The transcript has 13 exons.